This is a messenger RNA of Taeniopygia guttata (zebra finch), 1239 nucleotides long. Lineage: Eukaryota; Metazoa; Chordata; Aves; Passeriformes; Estrildidae. The record is from RefSeq and is a predicted model, not a curated record.
GCCCCCAGCGAGCCCCGGAGCCCCGGGCAUGGCGGAGGGCGGCCCGCGGCGGCUGCGGCCGUGGCUGCUGGCGCAGCUGCAGAGCGGCCGCUACCCGGGGCUGCAGUGGGACGACGCGGCCCGGACGGCGCUGAGGAUCCCCUGGGCCCACGGCGGCCGCAGCGGGGCCCGCGACGGACCGGGAACGGCGCUGUGCCGGGCCUGGGCGGAGUACAAGGGGCGGCUGCGGCCCGGGGACCCCCCGGACCCCGCGGGGUGGAAGACGCGGCUGCGCUGCGCCCUGGCCCGCAGCCCCGAGUUCCAGGCGCUGCCGGGCCGCGGCCGCUCCGACGGGCCCUGCCCCUACCGCGUGUACCGGGUGCUGCCCGCCCGCGAGCCCAAACCCCCCAAGGGGCGGCAGAGCCAGCGGGAGGAGGGGCUGAGCCCCACGGAGCCCCUCCCACCGACCCCGCCCCCCGAGAGCCAGGAGGGAGCCCCGGAGGAGGACGAGAAGCCCGCCGAGGCUCCGCCCCCGGAAGCGCCGCUGCGGAUCGAGGUGGAGAGCGCCGAGCCCCUCCCCCCGGCGUGCGGGGACGCGGCGCUGCUGCUGCGGCUGCGCCGGGGCCCGUUCGUGGCCUGGCAGGGGGCGCUGCCCGCGGGGGAUUACCUGCUGAGUCCUCCCGGCCGCCAGGGGGCGCUGCCCGAUCCUCCGGGCCGCCGGGGGGCGCUGCCCGCGGGGCAGGACCUGCUGAGUCCUCCGGGCCGCCAGGGGGCGCUGCCCGAUCCUCCCGGCCGCCAGGGGGCGCUGUCACCGCCGCCGCCAUUGCCGCGGCUGCGGCUGCCGCGGGGGUCGGGCCCGGAGCUGCUGCUCAGCAGCGCCCCCCGCGGCCUCUUCCUGCGCCUCCGCCCCGGCCCCGGGCCCGGCCCCGGUGCCCUCCGCGCCCCCCACGCCCCGCACGGGCCGCUCUGCCACGGGGAGCUGCUGCAGCCCUUCGAAGCUCUCCGCUUCCGGGAGGAGCUGGAGCGGCACCGGGCCGGGCUCGGGCCCCGCCCCCCGCACCGGGUGACGCUGGAGCUGCGGGACCCGGGGGAGAGCCCCGGCGGGGAGGGGCUGCUGCUGGAGAUGGAACAAGCCUUCGCCCAGCGGCUCCUGGACACCCUCGGGACCCCCGGGGACCCCCAAAACCUCCCCGGGCCCCCCAAAACCCCCCCGGGGCAAUAAAAGCUGAAAUGGGGGGGCAGCCCUGCCCCUCCCCCACC